Molecule: messenger RNA, 606 nt
Organism: Meloidogyne enterolobii
Lineage: Eukaryota; Metazoa; Nematoda; Chromadorea; Rhabditida; Meloidogynidae
Source: the annotation of a GenBank genome assembly
UUUAUUUUUAAUCAGAACAUGUCUUCAGAUUUUGGCAAUCCUUUGAAGAAAUUCAAGCUAGUAUUUCUUGGAGAACAAAGCGUUGGCAAAACUUCCCUCAUCACCAGAUUUAUGUACGACAGUUUUGACAACACAUAUCAGGCGACAAUUGGCAUCGAUUUUCUCAGCAAAACAAUGUAUCUUGAAGACAGAACUGAGCGUUUUCGAUCUCUUAUUCCUUCCUAUAUUCGUGAUUCUACAGUUGCUGUUGUUGUCUAUGAUAUUACAAACGCCAACUCUUUCCAUCAAACUUCCAAAUGGAUUGACGAUGUUCGCACUGAACGCGGAAGUGACGUUAUUAUUAUGCUUGUUGGAAAUAAGACUGAUUUGACUGAAAAACGCCAAGUCUCCACAGAGGAAGGGGAACAGAAGGCUAAAGAGCUUAAUGUAAUGUUUAUUGAGACGUCGGCAAAGGCGGGUUAUAAUGUUAAACAUCUCUUUCGACGAAUAGCUAGUGCAUUGCCUGGAAUUGACGUUGAAAAACCUUCAGACGCCAAACAAGUUGUUGACAUUGGACCGAUUAAACCACGCCAAAUUGUUACGGAAGAAGGAUCUUGUUGGUGUUGA